Molecule: messenger RNA, 1146 nt
Organism: Ipomoea nil (Japanese morning glory)
Lineage: Eukaryota; Viridiplantae; Streptophyta; Magnoliopsida; Solanales; Convolvulaceae
Exons: 2
Coding region: 1-1146 (381 amino acids)
Molecular function (GO): catalytic activity
Source: RefSeq, a predicted model, not a curated record
AUGGAUGGGGAGAUUGGUGGUGGAGUGGAAGUAGGGGUGGACAUUGAGUCGGAAAGCUUAUGUUUGGCGGAUUCUGAGAAUGGGGGUGGUAGGGGGCACCGGGUGAGGGAGGGAGUGGUGAUGGAGGAGGAUAUAGCAAUGACGGAUCUUGGUUUCGAAGGCCUUUUUAAUGUGGAUAACACUGUAUUGAGUGGAGGACUGGCAUUGUUAUGGAGAACGAAUGAUACUGCAAGAAUAAUUGGUUAUUCUAAUAAUCACAUAGAUGUUGAGGUGAGUUUGCCAGGUUUUGAUAAGUGGAGGAUGACUGGUUUCUAUGGCUUCCCGAAGCGUCCGCAGAGAAGGGAGUCGUGGGACCUUAUUCGGUCAUUGGCAAGUAGAUCGGAUCUGCCAUGGGUAAUCAUUGGAGAUUUUAAUGAUCUCUUAUAUCAGUAUGAGAAACGAGGAGGAAAUCCCCAUCCAGACAGCUUGCUACGGGGCUUUGGAGAAACUAUUGAGGAGUGUGGUUUGACACAAUUACCAAUGUCUGGAUAUCCCUAUACUUGGGAGAAGGGAAAAGGCACGCCAAACUGGAUAGAGGAACGAUUGGAUAAGGUUUUGGCUACUCAAACCUGGAGAGAGUUGGUGGCUGAUGCAAAUGUGCAGAAUAUAUUAACCCGGAAAUCAGAUCAUUCUUUCCUUUUCCUUGGGAUUCUCAAUCUUCGGGGAAGGAGGGGUGUUCUGAGAAGGGGUUUUCGUUUUGAGAUGGCAUGGCUACAUGAUGAGGGGUGUAGGGAAGUGGUGGAAAAAUCCUGGGGCGAAGGAAGAAGUAGGGGGUUGCAGGAGUGUGUCACUCUAUGUGGUGAUCGGUUAACACGCUGGGGUGGAGACCGAUUCCAUAAAUUUGGUGAGAAAAUAUUGAACUUGCGUAAGGAACAGUUGCGCCUCAGGGGGUGUACGGAUCCGGUAUCCCUAGCCGAGUUUCGGAGACUAGAUGAAUGUUUGGCUCGUAUUGAAUUACAGGAGGAUACGUACUGGAGACAGAGGGCCAAACAGCAUUGGCUCAAGGAUGCAGAUGCAAACACCAGGUUUUACCACAGGUAUGCUUCUCAUCGAAAGAAAAAGAAUGUUAUUACUAAAGUUAUGAAUAAUGAUGGGGAUUUGAUUUAG